Messenger RNA from Vombatus ursinus (common wombat), 6723 nucleotides. It is a transcript of the gene MALRD1, whose product is annotated as MAM and LDL receptor class A domain containing 1. Lineage: Eukaryota; Metazoa; Chordata; Mammalia; Diprotodontia; Vombatidae. Gene Ontology annotation, molecular function: protein binding. The record is from RefSeq and is a predicted model, not a curated record. Gene Ontology annotation, cellular component: membrane.
AUGGCCUUCUGGGUAAUAUUUUUUAGACUGCACAGCUUCUUUAGAACAUCUCCAAUGAACAAAGUUGGUUGCUCCCUUCGACUUUUUUGUGUUUUCACUUCUCUGCUAAUUCAAGAAGGAAGAGGGAAUUUCCAACGUGAUAGCAGGUUCUCUUUGACUCUGGACAACACCUAUAACUUCACAGAUCCCUGUGAAGAUAACAACAAUGAGUUGCCUUGUUCAUCUAGCAAAAAAUGUGAUUUUGAAGUUGACUUCUGUGUGAUGACACUUGAUGGUAGUAUGCAGGUGGGCUGGACUAAGAAGAAUGGAAUUACUAGUACUUCACCUCCAUACCACAAUCACAACGGAAAUGAGUCUGCCUAUUUCCUCUCACUGUCCUCCAAAGCUGGUUCCUCUCCUGCAAACAUAAAAAGCAGAGUUUUCCUUCCGACUAAUAGCCAACAGCCAUGCCAGGUCACAUUUUAUCACUACUCCAGCCAUGUGAAGAUGAAUAUAAAUGUUGGUCUCCAGACUAUGUGUGGCAAUUCUUUUCAGAACAUAUGGCAAAACUCAGCAAGGUCCCCAAAUCGGUGGGAAAGAGAUGCCGUCAAGAUCAAUAGCAAUCAGAAGUUUCAGGUUGUUAUUCAAGGCCAAAGGUUUUCAAAUGAUGGAGAAGAAGAAACUAUAGCAAUCGAUGAUAUAUCAUUCAGUGAAGGAUGUCAGCCUGACCUCAGUAAAAUCUUACCAUGUCAAGAAAGACUGAAUACCUGUGAUUGGACACACCAGCCAGAUAUGAGUCUGUGUUAUGAAAAUGGCUUUGACCAUGAAUCUGCAAAUGAAAAAUCCUGCUUAUGUCAGUUUUGUGGAUUUGAGUCUGAUACGUGUGGUUGGGGCUCUGCAACAUCUUCCAAGGAAGUUUCCUGGGUCCGUACAAAAGCAAGAGAGAAACUGGAGUUUGGAUCAGCACCUCCAGAAGAUCAAGGCGGUGAUACAGAAGGUCACUACAUGUGGCUGGGAGCUGAUAAAGGCACAUUUUCCAGAAAUGCUUAUCUUACUAGCUCUGAGUGCUACUGCUUUGGGAAACAUUGCCAUCUUCAAUUUUAUUAUUCUAUGGCAGAUAGUGUUCUGACUGUGGGACUGCAUAAUAAUAAGGGGAAAGAAAUACUAUGGACAAGUAAUGCUUCAACCGUGGAUGUGUGGAUGAAAACAGAAGUGUCUGUACCUGAGACCAUGACAAACUUUAAGUUUGUUUUUGAAGGGAUUACACAGAGCGAGGCAAGUUUUAUAGCCGUGGAUAGCAUCCAGGUCUAUGCCUGUGAAGAAAGACAGAUGCAACGUCCUUGCCGAGCAGAAGAAUUCUCUUGUGCCAGUGGCCAGUGCAUCCCCCAUGAGUCCGUAUGUGAUUACCAGCAGGACUGCUCUGACCAUAGUGAUGAAGACCCCUCAGCAUGCUCAAGUUAUACUAUGUGUAACUUUGAGUCUGAUUUUUGUGAUUGGAAACCAUUAUGGACAAACGAGUCACCCUGGAAAAUAUCAAAAGCAUUGCCUUCUAGAGAAUUUGCUUUUCCUCACGUGGAUCAUACAACGAACAGUGAAUAUGGAUCAUUCAUUUAUUUUGGCGCUGGCCUACACCCUGGUCUGUCUCAUCUUGGUGGUCCUUUCCUUACUGGAUUACAUCCUGCCUCUGCUCCCUGCCAGGUACGGUUUUGGUAUUAUUUGUCCCAGAAUUCACAGCUCUCAGUUUUCACGAGGACAUCCAUCGAUGGUGAGUUACAGAAGCAUGGUGACCUGCUAGGACUCUCCAAAUCUCAGUGGACACAAGCAAAUAUCCCUGUUUAUUCUAUAUCUGGAGAGUCAUUUCUGCCUUUUCAGGUCAUUUUACAAGCCACCAUUUUUUCAGAAAAUGCCACCGUUGCCAUAGAUGACAUCAGUAUAACUCCAGAUUGUGGCAUUUCUCUCAAGUCUCUUUCCAGUACAAACAUCAAAAGCAAAGGGGAAGAGACUGUUGCUCAGCCUGGCAGUUGUGAAGUUGGGUUGGUGCCAUGUGAAGACGCAAGCUGUAUUUUAUCUAGCAAAGUGUGUGAUUUUGCACCUGACUGCCCAAAUGGAACCGAUGAAGCCCAUUGUGCUCCCAUGUGUGACUUUGAAAUAGACAGCUGUGGUUGGUAUGAAGCAUAUAGUGGGGAUAAUUUUGACUGGGUCCGAAAUUCCAGCAGUACCCUUUCCAUAGAUUUUCAACAACAGGCCCCAGCUCAAGAUCAUACUUAUAAUGAAUCUCAAGGACACUUUAUGUUCAUUUUGAAAACCAGCAGCAGCAUUUCACAGGUGGCUAAACUCCAGAGUCCAAGGUUCAGCCAGACAGGACCAGGCUGCAGUUUGUCUUUCUGGUUUUAUAACUAUGGUCAGGCAGUGGGAGCAGCAGAGAUGCAGCUACAUGUAGAGGGGACCAAUUACUCAACUCCUCUCUGGAGAGUAUUAUACAACCAGGGAAACCAGUGGUCCAAAGCAUUCGUUCAGCUUGGACGUCUCACUCAGCCCUUCCAUUUAUCACUGGAAAAAAUCAGUCUUGGAGUUUAUGAUGGAGUCUCGGCUAUUGAUGAUAUCAAAUUUGAGAACUGCGCCCUUCCCCGUCCCGCCAUGAGUUGUGAAGGCCCGGAUCAUUUUUGGUGUAGACAGACCAAGGCUUGUAUAGACCGUAUUCUAUUAUGUGACCUGGUGGAUAAUUGUGGAGAUAACUCUGAUGAGACUCAUUGCACACCUGAACUCCAUUGUGAUUUUGAAAAUGGGCUCUGCAACUGGGAACAAGAUGAAGAGGAUGAUUUUGAUUGGACAAGAAACCAAGGCUCUACUUCAACACUCAACACAGGACCAAUGAAAGAUCACACUUUGGGCACAAUUAAAGGGCAUUAUCUCUACAUAGAGUCUUCAGAACCACAGGUCUUCCAAAACAGAGCUGUGUUGCUCAGUCCUAUUAUUAGUGCCACUAACAAUAAAAGUUGCAUCUUUCGCUUCCAUUAUCACAUGUUUGGAAAGCAUGUUUACAGGCUGACAAUUUAUCAAAGAAUUUCAAAUAACACAAGGGGACAUGUGCUGUGGCAGAUAUUUGGAAAUCAAGGCAACAGAUGGAAAAGGAAAGCCCUCAACAUUGCCUCAACUCAGCCUUUUCAGAUCUUAGUGGAAGCUGCAGUUGGGGAUGGCUUCACAGGCGACAUUGCAAUCGAUGACUUAUCAUUCAUGGACUGUGCCCUCUACCCUGGAUAUUUGCCAAUGAAUUUACCACCACCAUCAGGAACCUUGAUUCCAGUAACUCUUCCACCCCACAACUGCACAGAUGAUGAAUUUGUGUGUAGGUCAAAUGGCCGCUGUAUUGAAAAGAUUCAGAAAUGUGAUUUCAGAUCUAACUGUCCUGACAAGUCAGAUGAGGCUUCUUGUGUUAUGGAAGUCUGCAACUUUGAAAAUGGAAACCUAUGUAGAUGGUAUCAACCAGAAUCGAUGGAAAGAAUUCAAACUGUCAAUACCUUUAGGUGGGGACUUGGAAAUGGAGCUAGUAUACAUUAUGGGGAGGAAAACCACAGGCCAACAGUGGAUCAUACAAAAAACACCACAGAUGGCUAUUACCUCUAUGCAGACAGUUCAAAUGGAAAGUUUGGUCACACUGCUGACAUCAUCACUCCAGUUAUUUCACUCACAGGGCCAGAAUGCAGGAUAGUGUUUUGGAAUCACAUGAACGGAGCCGCGAUCGGCUCUCUCCAGGUACUCGUUAAGAAUAGUAACGUGACAACCAAACUUUGGGCGCAGACUGGCCAGCAGGGUGACCAGUGGAAAAGAGUAGAGGUGUUUUUGGGUAUUCAGUCCAAUAUUCAGAUUGUCUUUAGGGCAAAACGUGGUGUCAGUUACAUGGGAGAUGUAGCAGUGGAUGAUAUCGCCUUUCAAGAUUGUUCCCCUCUAAUCAUCUCAGAGAAAAAAUGCACUGCUCAGGAAUUCCUGUGUGCUAACAAGCACUGCGUCCCCAAGGAUAAUCUAUGUGAUUUUGUAGAUGAUUGUGCUGACGAUUCAGAUGAGAACCCUUUCAUUUGUGGUACAUCCAUUGGGCGCUGUGAUUUCGAAUUUGAUCUUUGUUUUUGGGAGCAGAAUCAAAAUGAUGACUUGGACUGGAAUCUAAAAGCUGGCAUCACCCCAACUACAGGCACCGAGCCAGUUGCAGAUCACACCUUUCAAGACCCAACUGGUCAUUACAUCUUUAUAAAGAGUUUUUUUCCUCAGCAGCCAAUGAGAGAAGCCCACAUUUCUAGCCCAAUGAUAAGCAGAAGGAGCAAAAACUGCAAGAUAAUUUUCCACUAUCACAUGUAUGGAAAGGGCAUUGGAGCACUAACCGUUUCUCAGAUAUCAAUCACAAAUAAGACAAAGAUCUUAUUCUGUCUUACUGGAGAACAAGGCAAUUACUGGAAGAGGAAAGAAUUAAUUCUGCACAAUGAUGAGGAUUUCCAAGUCACCUUUGAAGGUCGAGUUGGGAAAGGUCACAGGGGACAUAUUGCACUUGAUGAUAUUGUUUUGUCAAGGGGCUGUCUCCCAUCUCAUCACUCUAUUGUCAAGGAACCUCUAACUCUUCUCCUUUCAGAUUCCUGCCCAUAUGGCUAUAGAGAAUGUCAGAAUGGCAAGUGUUUCCUCCCAGAACAGAGCUGCAAUUUUGUAGAUGACUGUGGGGAUAAUACUGAUGAGAAUGAGUGUGGAACUUCCUGCACCUUUGAAAAUGGCAACUGUGGUUGGCAAAAUUCCCUGGCUGACAACUUCAACUGGGUUCUAGGAGUUGGCUCUCCUCUGAUUCUCAGCCCUCCCAGAGAUCACACACUUGGAAAUGCAACUGGGCACUUCUUCUAUCUAGAGGCUACUCCCAUAGGCUUGAGGGGUGAGAAAGCCCAUCUGAAGAGCUCUCAGUGGCAAGAAUCCAGUGCAGCCUGUACUAUGACUUUCUGGUACUUCAUAUCCACAAAAGCUACAGGCUCCAUUCGGAUACUCAUUAAGACUGAGAAAGGACUUUCAAAAGUGUGGAGAGAAGAAGGACAGAAUCCUGGCAAUCAUUGGAAGAAGGCAGAAGUCCUUCUGGGAAAGUUAAGAAAUUUUGAAGUUAUAUUUGAAGGCAUCAGAACAAGAGAUCUGGGAGGAGGAGCAGCAAUUGAUGACAUUGAAUUUAGGAAUUGUAGCACAGAUGGAGAGUAUUCUGAGGUCUGCUCAGAAGCUACAGAUUUCCUGUGUCAAGAUAAGAAGUGUAUUGAAUAUCAUCUAGUUUGUGACUACAAGCCUAACUGCAUGGAUAGGUCUGAUGAAGCUGAUUGCAGUGAAGCCCAGAUCAGUGCACAAACUUCCAGUCCCCAAACCCAGGGCACAACAGGCAUGAGUAGGCCAGGCCAACCCAACACAGUGGGCAAGCCACCAGAAGCUCAGGCCCCACAGCAGAAAGCAAGUGACCAGGCCCCUGGUCCCCCGAACAAGAAGCUUGAAACAGUGCCUUCUGUGCUUCAGCAGCAGAGCAAUGGACAGUAUUUUCUCUAUGUCAACUCAUCUGGCCCCAGAGAAGGAUAUACAGCGAGAAUUACUACCACCCACUUCUUUCCAGCAAGCCUUGGAAUGUGUACAGUUCGGUUUUGGUUCUACAUCAGUGGUCCCAGUGAUAUGGGAAUCUUAAAGGUAUAUAUUGUAGAAGAAUCUGGACUGGCCAUUCUGGUGUGGUCUGUGAUUGGAAACAAAGGCAGGGACUGGAUGUAUGGAAAUGCCCUUCUUUCCAGUAAUGGCCCCUUUAAGGUGGCCUUUGAAGCUGACCUUGGAGGAGAUGAUUCCACUUUUAUUGCUAUUGAUGAUAUCUCUUUCACCCUGGAAUGCGCAUCUGGAGGCCCUGUCACAAUACUGCCAACACGCUGUGAGGCUGAUCAGUUCCCCUGUAUUUACACACCGCAGUGUGUGCUGCUGUCUGGAAAAUGUAAUGGGCAGGAAGAUUGCGUGGAUGGAACUGAUGAGUUGGAUUGUCCUACCAGGUUUCCUCCUCAGACCUGUGGGAAAAUGGAGUUUCAGUGUUCAGCAAAUGAAUGCAUUCCAUCUCUCUUGCUAUGUGAUGGAGUACCAGACUGUCAGUUUAAUGAAGAUGAAUCUGCCUGCUCCAGUGGACAUUGUUUAGAUGGCUCUCUGAUGUGUCCAUCAACUAAUAGCUGCAUCCCAGCAUUCCAACAUUGUGAUGGCUUUGUUGACUGCACUGAUUUCCAACUCGAUGAGUCCAGCUGCUCAGAAUGCCCAAUAGGAUAUUGCAAAAAUGGUGGAACUUGUAUUAUUGAGAAAAAUAUCCCCAUCUGUCGCUGUGAAAAAGAGUGGAAAGGAAAUCGAUGCCACAUCCAGCUUAACCCUCCCUCACCACCAGAUGUCAUGUUCACCCAGAAUAAUAUUUUGACCAUCUUGAGCAUUGGAUUGGCUUUCCUGACAACUCACCUAGCAGUUGCUGCCUUCAGUUUCCUUUAUAACAGAAAAUGGCCUAGAGAGAAACCUGAAGAAACAGCUCAUGCAUUUGCCAAUCCGAUGUAUGAAGAUGGGAGUCGUUCAGAGAAAACAGAGGCUACAGGGAGUGCUGUCUUCCCAAGGGUACAAAUCAGUGUCUCUCCUUGGCAAGAACACACAGAGAAUUCUGCAUAUUCCUUUGCCAAUCCUUUGUUUGGCACUACUUCAAGAAACCAGGAGAAUAUUUCUAAUCAUCUUCAAUAG